AUGUCGUCCUUCGCCGCGAUGACGCCCGCGGCCGCGGCGUCGCGCGUCGCGGCGGCGGCGUCGCGCCCGCGCGCGCGGACGACGGCGUCGUCGUCGUCUCGCGCGGCGGCGGCGGUGGUCCGUCCGUCGCGUUUGCCAUCGUGGUCGUGGUCGUGGUCGUCCGUCCGCGCGGCGGCGGCGUCCGCGUCGGGGAGCGGCGGCGGCGGCGAGGCGACGACGCCGGAGAAGGACCGCGCGGCGGCGGCCGCCGCGGCGCUGAGCGCGGGCGCGGAGAGAGCGACCGCGCGGAGGGUCGCCGCGGCGCGGCGGUACGCGAAUCGGGGCGACGACGACGACGACGACGACAUCGCGUCGUCGUCGUCGUCGUCGGGCGCUCACGGCGCGCCGCGUUCGGCCGAAGAAGCGAGGCGGCGGUACGCGUCGACGCGUCGAGCGGCGGGCGGCGACGCGGGCGACGCCGCCGGCGGAGGCGGAGGAGGACGCGCGCGCGCGGCGCCGAAGCUCAGGCCGUCGUCUAAGAGGCAGCCGCGGUAUAAUCGCCCGAGGCUCGGCGAACCGACGCGGCCGGGGGGGAACGUCGACUGGCGGCACGCGUCGAAACGCGCCGCGCGGGAGAAGAGAGAGAAGGAGAAGCAGGGCGGCGGCGAAAGGUCCGUGAGGUCCCCGGCGCCGGAUGAACGGCCGACAUGGCGGAGCAACGCGCACACGUCGUCCCCGGGGCAGCAACCGCAACAGCGUCGCAAGCAGCCCGGCGCCGGGCUCGGCGGGGAUCGAACUGGCGGCGGCGGCGGGGAUCGAUCCGGCGGCGGCGGCGCCCCCAAAAUGCGCGCGGGCGAGCGGAUCGUCCAGGCCCUGGAGGCGCUCCCGAGCGCGAGCGUGAACGACAUCGCGCUAUCCUCAGGAGGAGUGAGUAACGGAAGAGAGGGGGCGUCCGGGGCGAAUGUGACGAGUGAUCACAAUCACGUCGCGGCGAGUGAUCACGACUCCCUCGGGGACUUCGCGUACUACCCCGGCGCGGCGGCGCCCACGCUGUGGGACGCCGCGAGGGCGGAGGAAGAGGCCGAGACCGCGUCGCGGACGAGCGCGUUCGAGUCCGUGGACGAGGCGGUGACGAUGCCCGGGGGGUCCCCCGUGAAAUUUUCGGCCCCGACGUUGAACUUCGCCAUCAAAGAGCUCGGCGAACGCGGCGACUUUGAACGCGCGCACGCGUUGUAUCUCUGGAUGACGAUGCAAGGCACGACUAAAAAGAAUCGAAGCGGUGAGAACGCUAAGAACGACCCUAACGGCGGGAAAGGGAAGAGCGUCAUGAAGAACUUCGCGCCGAACCGGCACACGCUCGUCUCGCUCUUCGGCGCCGCGAGCGAGAAGCGACACGCCAAGGUCAUCACGAAAGCCUGGCGCGGCGCUUUGUACCGAUUCGCUCAGAUUCACGGGUCAGGCGCGAGCGGCGGAACGAGAGACCGACCAUACCGAGACCGCGACGGGGACGAGAUGAUCAACUCCGAGGUUGGCAGCGCGGCGAUCAUCGCGCUCGGGAGGUGCGAGAACUGGCCCGCCGCGUUCCAGGUGUGGCGAGACAUGCGCGAAGCCGGCGAGCCGCGGUCGCUGUACGUCUACACCGCGAUGCUCACCGUGCUCAGAGACAACGCGCGGUGGGAGGAAGCCGCGGAGGUGUUUCGCGCGAUGCGCGACGAGGAGGGCGUCGCCCCGAACGCGAUGUGCGCGGGGAUGAUGCUCACGGCGUUCGACGCGGCGCGACAGUGGAGAGAGGCGAACGCGAUCGCGAAGCGGCUCUCCGACGUUUACGACGUCGAGUUCGACUCGCAGUUGUAUCACAGCGUCAUCGCCGUCGCGGGCCGCGCGGGGGACAUGGCGCACGCGCGCGCGCAGUUCGAUCGCAUGCGCGGCGGCGACUCGCGGAUCGUCGUGACGACGUUCUCGUACAACUGCCUCUUGGGGGGGUACGCGCGCAACGGCGACUGGGACGGCGCGGCGGCUGUUUUGGCGGAGCUGAAAGCCGCGCACCUCAGGCCGGAUUCGUACACGUUUACGCAUCUCGUCUCCGCGGCGGAGCGAGGGGGGAAGCACGAGGAAGCGGACGAGAUCUGGACGUUGAUGCUCGCGUCAAAGAUACCCCCGAACACGGUCGUGUGCGGGGCGUACGUGCACUGCUUGGGGAGCCAAGGGCGAUGGAUGGAGGCCAAGGCGCUGGUCGAUCAGAUGCGGAAUAAGUGGGGCGCGGCGAGGAACGCCGCCGUGUACAACGCGUUGCUCGGCGCGUUGGUCCGCGCGGAUCGGCUCGAGGAGAGUCUGUCGACGUUCGACGCCAUGCAGAGCGAGGACGGGAUCUUACCCACGGAGAUCACGUUCAUGCUGCUCGUUAGGGCGUGCCAGGAUAACGGCAUGGUGAACAAGGCGAGGGAGCUGACGGCGAUGCGCGACGCGCUCGCUGAGACGGGGGCGCUGGAGAAUGACUUCAGGCGCGUUCUCAUCCAUCAUCACACUGGUUCCCGUACGACCGCGUCGGCGCGGUGA
Messenger RNA from Micromonas pusilla CCMP1545, 2535 nucleotides. RefSeq lists its product as uncharacterized. NCBI's taxonomy places the organism in Eukaryota, Viridiplantae, Chlorophyta, Mamiellophyceae, Mamiellales, Mamiellaceae. Gene Ontology annotation, molecular function: protein binding. The record is from RefSeq and is a predicted model, not a curated record. The transcript is spliced from 3 exons. Bases 1 to 2535 code for a protein of 844 amino acids.